Messenger RNA from Humulus lupulus (European hop), 1517 nucleotides. Its product is annotated as IAA-amino acid hydrolase ILR1-like. Gene Ontology annotation, biological process: auxin metabolic process. Gene Ontology annotation, cellular component: endoplasmic reticulum. The record is from RefSeq and is a predicted model, not a curated record. The coding region runs from base 64 to 1389 and encodes 441 amino acids. The transcript is spliced from 5 exons. Lineage: Eukaryota; Viridiplantae; Streptophyta; Magnoliopsida; Rosales; Cannabaceae. Gene Ontology annotation, molecular function: IAA-Ala conjugate hydrolase activity.
AAGCAUUAUAAGAGAAAAAGUCUCAUUUGGGUUCUCCUUGGAAUCAACCAAAGUUCAUUGUUCAUGGGACUUUUACUUUGCUUAGUACUGUCAGCGUUGUUGUACCAGUCGACUACUAAUGGAGAAGAUCAGCUCGAGUAUUUUACUCGGGAGUUGCUGGAAUCGGCCAAGGAGCCCGAGUUCUUUGAAUGGAUGAUAAGGAUCAGGAGGCAAAUUCACCAAUACCCUGAACUGGGUUUUCAGGAGGAGAGGACGAGUCAACUCGUAAGGUCUGAGCUUGACUCGAUGGGAAUUGAGUAUAAGUGGCCAGUUGCCAAGACUGGCGUGGUUGCCUAUAUUGGUUCUGGUUCUAAACCAGUCUUUGGCCUCAGAGCAGACAUGGAUGCUCUACCUUUACAGGAAUUGGUAGAGUGGAAUUACAAGAGCAAGAUUGAUGGAAAGAUGCAUGCAUGUGGUCAUGAUACUCAUGUAGCUAUGCUACUUGGAGCAGCUAAGUUACUCCAAGCAAAAAAACAUUCACUCAAGGGAACUGUGAAGCUAGUUUUUCAGCCUGGAGAAGAGGGUUAUGCUGGAGCUUACCACAUGUUAAAAGAUAGUAUUUUGGAUGACAUUGAUGCCAUUUUGAGUAUACAUGUUAUUCCAUCAAUACCAUCUGGUGCCAUAGCUUCAAGACCUGGUCCAAUCCUUGCUGGCGCAGGCCACUUCUCAGCCACUAUACAAGGAUUGGGUGGUCAUGGAUCUACUCCUCAUGAGACCAAGGACCCCAUUACUGUAGCAGCCUCAGCAAUUCUUUCUCUGCAACAGAUUGUAUCUCGCGAAACGAAUCCGCUUGAAGGCAAUGUGGUGACAGUCGGGUUCAUAAAGGGAGGUGAAGCAAGAAAUGUCAUCCCAGAAUCUGUAACGUUUGGGGGAACUUUUAGGAGCUUGAACCCUGAAGGUCUCACGUUCCUCCAAAAAAGGAUUAAAGAGAUUAUAGAGCAGCAAGCAUUGGUGCAUCAUUGUACUACUGUGAUGGACUUCAUGGAAGAUCAACCGAUGCCUCAUCCGGUGAUGGUCAAUGACGAAGGAUUGUAUCAACAUGUGAAAAAAGUAGGGGAAGUACUUGUUGGUGAAGAUAAUGUAAAACUUUUUCCAUUGACCAUGGGAUCAGAAGACUUUAGCUUCUUCUCACAAAGAAUGUCUGCUGCAAUUUUCGUGAUCGGGAUAGGGAAUAAGAGCCUGAAAUCUGAUAAGCACUUGCACUCUCCUUACUUUUUUGUUAAUGAGGAGGCUCUUUCAGUUGGAGCAGCACUGAAUGCUGCAGCUUCAAUCUCGUACUUGGAUAAACAUGUCUCUAGAACUGAAACGUGCACAAGGGAUGACAAAAAUAUGUGUUUAGCUAAAGAGUAAUUACCAAAAUUGUGCAAAUCUUGUUAAUAAACAAGAGUCUAGAAUUGUGCAAACCUUGUAUUGAAUUGAAAAACACACAAGUUAAAUGCACUUUUAAAUAAUACCUCACUAGCAUGUGUUUAGCUCAA